GAGCAGUGCGGCGAUCGGUGGUGCGCUGUGUCCCUCGGGCACAGUGGAUCACUGAUCAAUGGAAAGAGCCGAAGAUGUCGGCUCGUUCAUGUGAUCAGCUGUGUCCAAUCACAGCUGAUCACAUGGGACAUGUACACUGAUCAUCAGAGCACUGAUGAUCAAUGUGCCCUGAUGAUCAGUGUAGCCCCAGCAGUGCCACCUGUCAGUGUCCAUCAAUGCCAGCUGUCUGUACUCAUCAAUGCCACCUGCCAGCGCCCAUCAGUGCCUCAUCAAUGCCACAUAUCAGUGCCUACCAGUGCACAUCAAUGCCACAUAUCAGUGCCCAUCUGAGCUGCCUUUCAGUAUCACCUAUCAGUG
Staurois parvus is the source of this 357-nucleotide messenger RNA. The record is from the annotation of a GenBank genome assembly. Lineage: Eukaryota; Metazoa; Chordata; Amphibia; Anura; Ranidae.